AUGGAACCGUAUCCACAAUGUACUAUACCAUUAUACGAUGCACCGGCAGACGUCAAAUUCCCGACAUGGUCGAAUCCUCCGAUGGAGACAUCUUCUGUUGCUGAGCAUUCUCGUAGCUCGGGAUCCGCGAAACGAAAGAAGCAUGCUGACUUGGGAGACUCAACCAGCGGUAAACGCCCCCGGACGGCAUACACUUCUUCGCAACUGGUCGAGCUAGAAAAAGAAUUCCGCUUCAGUCGAUAUCUCUGUCGCCCUCGGCGUAUAGAACUCGCGGCUUCGCUGAAACUCUCGGAGCGUCAAAUCAAAAUAUGGUUCCAGAAUAGACGCAUGAAAUACAAGAAAGAAUUACGAGCGAAAGGAAUCACCGAGCCUAAUAGUCCAAUGCACAUAUCACCCCCGCUAUCUCCGUCGGACGAGCGCAGACACAGAUGUACCCACAAGCACACGCGUCCAGUGACGCCUCCGAGCUCGUCAACGCCUGCUCUGGAACCCUCGCAUGCAGGCGGCCCGGGAUCCGCCAAUUGGUCGGUCGCGGCGCAAGAUGAAGUUGCCGAGAAAGUCUCGGAAGAUUUCGAGCCUGCAUUGAACAUCUUGCUCCUCGAGAAAGAAAUCCGGGAUCGCGUUCUACAACGAUCCUACGAACGGGAUGAGCUCAACCUCUAUGACAAUCCACCCGAAGCAGCACCCUUCGAAUAUCCCGAAAUGGCUGCGGCUAGUCAGCCAUGGCUUCCACAACAGAUUUCAGUAUCACGAUACCCGGGUUUUUACGAGACAUCUCACGUGAAUCAUUGGGAGCAACAGCAACAGAAUAAUUUAUGA
Galendromus occidentalis (western predatory mite) is the source of this 819-nucleotide messenger RNA. Its product is annotated as homeobox protein HOX3-like. The transcript is spliced from 5 exons. Gene Ontology annotation, molecular function: DNA-binding transcription factor activity, RNA polymerase II-specific; RNA polymerase II cis-regulatory region sequence-specific DNA binding. The coding region runs from base 1 to 819 and encodes 272 amino acids. Gene Ontology annotation, biological process: regulation of transcription by RNA polymerase II. NCBI's taxonomy places the organism in Eukaryota, Metazoa, Arthropoda, Arachnida, Mesostigmata, Phytoseiidae. Gene Ontology annotation, cellular component: nucleus. The record is from RefSeq and is a predicted model, not a curated record.